AUGACCACCUUUUAUGAAUGCAGACGGUACGUGCAGAAUGGAUACUUAACGAUUGACUGGCACUUCUACGGUAUUCGUGCCAAUACGGCUAUAGCCGCCAUCGCGUUUGAGAUCGCAUACAAUAGGAUAUCGGAAUGGGCCUGGGCCCUGAGCUACCGCGAGCUCUUCCCUAUACGCACCUAUGACCAACAGGAGGAGAUAGAGAGGAAGGUGGUGGUCCAACACUGCAUCUCGAACGCCUUUAAGUUCCGUAACCUCAGUGUGAAAGUGUGGGAGGAAGAUGUCCGUCUCUUUAUCAACAUCACUCAUGAACAAGACCACAAACGCAUUCGAGAUUGGCUUAAGAGUGCUAACGACGACGAGAUAGAGGAGGAUAAUGAGGAGGAUGAUCUUGAGGCUUUACUUGAGCUAUUCGAAAACGAAUCUGAGACAGUUAGCGUCUCAAACUUCGAUGAGAUUAAUAACGACUACUAUCUCUCUUAA
This is a messenger RNA of Fonsecaea erecta, 483 nucleotides long. RefSeq lists its product as hypothetical. The record is from RefSeq and is a predicted model, not a curated record. The coding region runs from base 1 to 483 and encodes 160 amino acids. The transcript has 3 exons. Lineage: Eukaryota; Fungi; Ascomycota; Eurotiomycetes; Chaetothyriales; Herpotrichiellaceae.